Molecule: messenger RNA, 1136 nt
Organism: Phasianus colchicus (ring-necked pheasant)
Lineage: Eukaryota; Metazoa; Chordata; Aves; Galliformes; Phasianidae
Gene: MRPL28
Product: mitochondrial ribosomal protein L28
Cellular component (GO): mitochondrial large ribosomal subunit
Molecular function (GO): structural constituent of ribosome
Source: RefSeq, a predicted model, not a curated record
CAUCCUUCGCUUCCGGUCGCGAGUGCCGCUGGGACCGGAAGCGGAAGGCGGCGGCGAUGCCGCUGCACAAGGUCCCGCCAAGGCUGUGGCCGAAGCUGCGGCUGCAGGAAGGGAUUUGCGCGCGGCUGCCCGCGCACUUCCUGGCGCAGCUGAACGAUGACACGCAGCCCACGCCCGUGCACUGGCGGCCCCUGGGCGUGCGGUACCGGCGGAACCCGCGCACCGGGGAGCGGGAGCGCGUGCAGGACGUGCCGGUGCCCGUAUUCCUGCCGCGCGCCGCUGACGAGGGGCUGUGGGGCGGCGAGGGCUGGAUCCGCGGCUUCCGCUACGCGAACAAUGAUAAGCUCUCCACGCGGGUGCCGAAGAUCUGGAAGCCGCAGCUGUUCGAGCGGCAGUUUUACAGUGAGAUCCUGGACGCCAAGCUCACCAUCACCGUCACCAUGCGCACGCUGGACCUCAUCGACCAGGCAUACGGCUUUGACUUCUACAUCCUGAAGACCCCAAAAGUAGAUAUGUGCUCUAAGUUGGGGAUGGAUUUGAAGCGAACGAUGCUACUGCGACUGGCACGGAGGGAUCCCAAGCUGCAUCCUGACGACCCAGCCAAGAGAGAGGCGAUUUAUGACAAGUACCAGGAAUUUGUGAUUCCAGAAGAGGAAGCUGAAUGGGUUGGCUUGAGUUUAGAAGAAGCAAUAGAAAAGCAGAGGCUUCUAGAAAAAAAGGACCCCGUCCCACUCUUCAAGGUGUAUGCUGAGGAACUUGUCAACCAACUGAAAGAACAGGCACUUGAGAAGGAGAAGGAAAGAAAUGCGUAGAGCAGAACUCUGUGCUACAGAUGAAGCUGUGGGGUUCAGAGAGCCUUCUGUGUGACCCACACUUGUGGAAGAGGCAAUGCAAUGAGCAUGCCAGGGAACAUGUUGCAAUUAUCAACAUCUAAUUACAACAGCCUAAAUUCCACUGAGGAGUUGUCCUUGUUGGCUGAGGAAAGGUUUUCUGUCCUGUGGUCUCUGAAAGCAUUCUUGUAAGACUGACUUGACGUGGUGGUUCUGCCUGUGGGAGUAGUUGAUUGCUGUUUAGUUUGAUCCUGAUAUAAAAUGAAAUGUUAUGCAUCUUGAAAAUAUCGGUAAACUCUUCUCUGA